AUGAGCUGGGAACUCAUCUGACGUCACUUCCUGUUGUUGUUCGCGUUUCGGUUCCGAUAAGCUGUGCGAGAUGUACAGAGGCCGUGGGGUCCUCGCUGGCUGCUGACAAGGCGUUCACACGAUAUCACGAGCAGCCGGGCACGGUGACAGCGUGUGAGCUAACCUGCGGCGAAAGACCUCUCUGUUGGUUACCUCUGAACUGUGAAUAUGGCUGCUCCCUGUCCUCCACCUUCUCCAGCUGUCGCCAAGACUCUGGUAACCACCAGUGGAUACUCUCCUGUGUUGGCCGCUACCUUUGCCUACUGGGACAACAUACUUGGACCUCGAGUGAGGCAAAUCUGGGCUCCUAAGACUGAUGAAGUUGUUCUGAGUGAUGGGGAGAUUACAUUUCUGGCGAACCACACUCUGAAUGGCGAAAUCCUGCGUAGUGCAGAGAGUGGAGCCAUCGAUGUAAAAUUUUUUGUCUUGGCAGAGAAAGGAGUGAUCAUUGUGUCACUGAUAUUUGAUGGAAAACGGAAUGGUGAUCGCAGCACAUAUGGCCUUUCCAUUAUUCUACCACAAACAGAGCUGUGCUUUUACCUGCCUCUACACAAUGUCUGUGUAGCUCGUCUUACCCAUUCCAUAAGAAAAGGACGUAUACUGAUGCACAAAGGCCAAAACAUAAUUCACAUGUUGACAGGAGAAGUUGUCCCUAUAAUGGAGCUCCUUUCAUCUAUGAAGUCACAUGGUGUUCCUGAAGACAUAGAUAUAACGUCCACUGUGCUUAAUGAUGAUGACAUUGGUGACAGCUGCCAUGAGGACUUUCUCAGCAAUGCUAUCAGCUCACACUUACAGACCUGUGGAUGCUCCGUGGUGAUGGGUAGCAGCGCUGAGAAAAUUAACAAGAUGGUGAGGACACUGUGCCUUUUCCUGUCUACGACAGAACGAAAAUGCUCCAGACUAUGCAGAUCAGAAUCUUCUUUCAAGUACGAGUCUGGAUUGUUUGUACAAGGGCUGCUAAAGGAUUCUACUGGAAGCUUUGUGUUACCAUUCCGACAAGUAAUGUGUGCACCCUACCCUGCCACUCACAUAGAUGUAGAUGUAAACACAGUAAAGCAGAUGCCCCCAUGCCAUGAACACAUUUACAACCAGCGAAGGUAUAUGAGGUCAGAGCUGGCUGCUUUGUGGAAGACAACUUCAGAUGAGGACAUGGCAACCAAUUCCAUUAUACAUACAGAUGAAAACUUCAAACUUAACCUGAAUAUUUUUCAAGAUAUUCUUCACAGAGACACAUUUGUAAAGUCCUUUUUGGAGCAGGUCUUCCAGUUGAAACCUAACUUAUCCCUAAGAAGCACAUUCCUGGCACAAUUUCUGCUAAUACUUCACAGAAAGGCCCUGACCCUGAUUAAAUACAUAGAGGAUGACACACAAAAAGGCAAGAAAAUCUUUAAAUCACUACGUAGCUUAAAAACAGACCUGGAUCUGACAGUAGAGGGCGAUCUAAACAUUAUCAUGGCUUUAGCUGAAAAGAUUAAGCCAGGGCUUCACUCCUUCAUGUUUGGAAGGCCUUAUCACAUCAGUGUGCAAGAGAGAGACAUGUUAAUGACAUUUUAAAAAUUUCCACAAUUAUGCUGAAAGUUAUACUGCUUCUGUAUGGACAUAUCCGACAUUCUAUAAAGUGCCAGGAUUCACAUGGACAGAGACAGUCACUGGUAUUGGGGUUUUUUCCAUCCUAUUAUGAAGGUGCCUCAUUUGUUCUAACAUACAGAAAAUAUUGAAACCGUGGAAUCACUUUGCAUGUUGUCAUGUCUGCUGUAUGAUCUGACCAUUCUGAUUAUUAGUAGACUGAGUAUAUAUGAAUGUGCUGAUCUUUUAUGUUUUUGUGCUGAACACAGAUCAAUGAGAAUCUAGGCAGAAGACUUAACCAGAGAUAUUUACAAAAAUGUGAAAUUACACAAUAUAAUUCACAAUGUAUCUGGUUUGUAUAGCUUCUGGAAGUAAAAUGUAUUAUGUUUCUUAAAUUUUAUUUAUAAAAAUGAUCAAAAUGUGUACAAAGCAAUUUUUUUUUAUUUUUAUUUUUUGAGGUAUUGUCAUCCAUGUAUAUAUUGAGGUAUGUGUUAAGACAAAUCUUUACAUUGUGUAACAUUUUUGUGCCAGCUUGCAUAAGUACCUUUAUGAUUGCUGUGUUCUUGGAAUAAAGAUCUUUGUGCCUAA
This is a messenger RNA of Pelobates fuscus (common spadefoot toad), 2193 nucleotides long. RefSeq names its product C9orf72-SMCR8 complex subunit (gene C9orf72). The transcript is spliced from 10 exons. Bases 208 to 1593 code for a protein of 461 amino acids. Gene Ontology annotation, cellular component: autophagosome; endosome. Gene Ontology annotation, molecular function: guanyl-nucleotide exchange factor activity. The record is from RefSeq and is a predicted model, not a curated record. NCBI's taxonomy places the organism in Eukaryota, Metazoa, Chordata, Amphibia, Anura, Pelobatidae. Gene Ontology annotation, biological process: endocytosis; autophagy.